GUUGCAUGCUGUGUUGUCAGUCUGUGCUUGCCUGCAUGCACAUCAGAUAGCCGCGUCGUGGUGCGCUCUAAUACUUGCAAUUGCUAGCCACUUGUUCCUGCGUUCGCAUUGUUCGUAACUUGCACAGCUCUGCUGCAGUCACACUGCAACAGCGGCGCGUGAUGCGACUAGUGCUCGGCUGCGUCGCGCUCGCCGCGGCGCUGGCGCCCACGCGACCAAACUGUCGACGGCGGCGACCCGUCAUGGCGACCGACGACGACACAGCAAUAGAAGACAACGCGCCGAUGACCGAAGCCGAGGCCAUCAAGCACUUCGCGACGAUGCAGCAGGCCGCCGACGACCGGGCCUUCUUCACGGACGGCGAGCUCGCCAGCGUCACGACGGCGCUGGAACGACUCGGCUUGGACCACGACCGGUCCGCGGGCCUCAAGGAGGUCCUAGGAAGAAGCGCCCACCUCGACUACAAGCGAUGGCACAUGACGCGCGCCACAGCCACAUCUUUAGCGAACGAGCUCCCUCCCGUAAGUGAUAUCGAGUUCGCCAACGCGUUCAAGCGGGUGCUGGAGGGCGGCAACUGGGCCCCGGCCUCCAUCUACGCCGCCGCGAAGCAGUCGAAGAACGACCGCGACCGGCCCUGGGUCGUUUUAGUGACGGGUCUGAACGGUGUGCGAAAAACGACCGCGAUUUACGAGCCCUGGUUCGAAGCAGCUCUGGCCGAGGCCAUCGUGGGGCCGGAUGGUUCUAGAGGAGCGCCGAAGCGCGUCCAGCUGCCCACCGGUUCGAACUCGUUCUUCCGACAGCUCGACUUUGUCGUGGCGACCGUGGCGCUCACGCAAUUUGAGAAGCUCUACGCCAUCAAGGAUGUCAGUGAGUACGCCAAGGCCAAGGCGGCCAUCUUCGCGAGAUAUCGGACGACGUCGGAGAUGGUCGGCGCGUUACUGGUCGAAGAAGCAUCUAGAAUAAACGCGAACGUGUUGGUCGAGACGUCGGGCCGGGAUGUAGGGAUGUUUUCGUACAUCGAUCAUUUCUUUGACGACGAUUCCUACCGCAAGCUGGCUUUAAACUUCGAGAUCGAUGAUAUAGCGUUCGCGGAGGCGUCGGUCGACCGGCGCAUGGCGGGCGAGAUGGAAAGGGGACGGGAAGCGGUGGAAUCGGGCGACGCCGGGCGCGUCGUGGACGCGAACCAGGGCGGGCCCUAUGGCUCUGCGGUGCUCGCGGGCGUCCAGGCCGCGUCUAGGGAGACGUGGCGGCGUAUUUUGGACGACGAGGCCGACGGCGUCGGCGCGUCGUGGUACAAGGCCGCCUUCCGCAUCACGCCGCGCGCCGACGAGCCCUGGACGCUCGCCGCCGACUGCGAUGACGCGACGGCCUUCGAGUUCACGCCGCUGCGGCGGCGCGCGGACCCCGAGGGGCGGAAUUUCUAAAGUAGG
Messenger RNA from Pelagomonas calceolata, 1430 nucleotides. The record is from the annotation of a GenBank genome assembly. Lineage: Eukaryota; Pelagophyceae; Pelagomonadales; Pelagomonadaceae.